This is a messenger RNA of Ictalurus punctatus (channel catfish), 2764 nucleotides long. It is a transcript of the gene nup58, whose product is annotated as nucleoporin 58. The transcript is spliced from 14 exons. Lineage: Eukaryota; Metazoa; Chordata; Actinopteri; Siluriformes; Ictaluridae. Gene Ontology annotation, cellular component: nuclear pore. The record is from RefSeq and is a predicted model, not a curated record. Bases 375 to 2171 code for a protein of 598 amino acids. Gene Ontology annotation, biological process: nucleocytoplasmic transport. Gene Ontology annotation, molecular function: structural constituent of nuclear pore.
UUCCAGGACAGUAGGGGGCUUGGAAUUCCAAAGGAAAGCAGCGAAGAAGCAACCGUGCGCGCGGAAACAAAUUCGAGGAGCUUUUAUUAUUUUUAAACAAAAUAAUUACGCGUUAUUUACACAACCUGGUCACUUCUUUUAUUGUAGUGUUUAAUCGUCGAUGUUUGUAGUUUCACCCUUUUCUUGAAGCUUUAACAGGUCUAAUUUUUUUUAGGUUUUUGGGCCUGCACGAGGACGGAGUGAUGGAACGCUAGCAUUGUUAGCUAGCUCUUGCUGCUUUUAUACCCAGCUCGCGCCUUACGUCUGAAAAGCACACAAACAUACAAACAAACAAACAAACAAACAAACAAAUAAUAGUCAUAAUAACAAUAAAAAUGUCGGGGUUUAAUUUUGGAACAAGUACCCUGGGUUCCACUAACACCGGAGGGGGCUUUUCUUUUGGAGCAGUCGCCAGCACUCCCGCUUCAGCACCCGGUGGCUUCAGCUUCGGUGGUCUGGGGGCGGCAACGUCCAGCGCUGCCGCCGCCACCACUACCACCACCUCGUCUCUGGGGCUCAGCGGCGGACUGUUUGCCCAGAAACCGACAGCUGGCUUCUCUUUUAACACACCUGCCUCAGGAGCUUCUGCACCGUCGACCGGCCUUACCUUGGGAACUCCCGCCGCCUCCACCACCCCUGCUGCCGCUGCAGCAUCCUCCACGGGCUUCGGCUUUGGUUUCGGAAAACCGGCGGCUUCAGCGAGUCCAUUUUCUCUGAGCACCACCGGCACCACCUCGGCCCCGGCAGCCACUGGUCUGAGUCUGGGCUCCGUCAUCACCUCGUCAGCACCUCAGAGCGGAUCAUCCACAGGGUUCUCCCUUAACCUGGGAGGAGGAGUCGCUUCCUCAGCGCCGGCCACCGGGCUCAGCCUCGGCUCCUCGCUGUUCUCCAGCUCGGGCUCGACAGGUCUCGGACAGUCGACUCUCGGUGGAGGUCUGACUUUAGGAGGUUUGCUCUCGUCCUCCACAGCGGCCACGGCUCCUGUUGCCCCGGCGCCCAGCGUAGGUUUGGGUGGAGUCGACUUCAGUUCCUCGUCCGAGAAGAAAAGCGAUAAAUCAUCUGGUGCUCGACCCGAAGACAGUAAAGCACUGAAGGAUGAAAACCUGCCUGCUCCCAUCUGCCAAGAUGUGGACAACUUCCAGAAGUUUGUCAAGGAGCAGAAGCAGGUUCAGGAGGAGAUCAGCCGCAUGUCCUCUAAAGCCAUGCUGAAGGUGCAGGACGACAUCAAGAGCCUAAAGCAGUUGCUGUCGGUGAGCGCCAGUGGACUGCAGAGGAACGCCCUGUCUAUAGACAAGCUGAAGAUGGAGACGGCGCAGGAGCUGAAGAACGCUGACAUCGCUCUGAGGACCCAGAAAACUCCUCCUGGACUUCAGCAUGAGAAUACGGCACCCUCGGAUUAUUUCCGGGCUCUGGUGGAACAGUUCGAGGUGCAGUUACAGCAGUACCGACAGCAGAUCGAGGAACUGGAGAACCAUCUGACCACACAGAGCAGCGGUCCUCACAUCACUCCUCAAGAUCUGUCUCUGGCCAUGCAGAAGCUCUACCAGACGUUCGUGGCUCUGGCCGCACAGCUACAAGCCGUUCACGAGAACGUAAAGACGUUAAAGUACCAGUACCUGAGCUACAGGCGGGCUUUCCUGGACGACUCGACGGACGUGUUCGAGUCGAAACGAAGCGCCAGCCGGAAACUGCAGAGCGCCCCGAGAGUCACCACCGGCCCUACGCCCUUCGGCUCUGUCCCAAACGCCGCCGCCGUGGCCAUGGCUGCCACGCUCACACAGCAGCAGCAGCCCGCUCCAGGAUCUCAGGCGGGUUUUGGCACUCCCUUUGCCUCGGGCAUGGGCACUAGUAUGGGCUCCAGCAGCCUUGGAGCUUUCGGUAGUGGCCCGGCGUUCGCCGCCUCAGGGACAGGAGGCUCGUCGUUCGGUUUUUCUGCUAACAAGCCAUCAGGAGGGAGCUUGAGUGCAGGGUUUGGAAGCUCCGGCACCUCAGGAUUCAACUUCAGUAACCCUGGAAUCAACGCGUCGGCUGGUCUGACCUUCGGCGUGUCCACGGCCCAGAGCGCGGGCUUUGGCAGCGGUGUCCUGCAGCUGAAAAAACCUCCAGCAGGCAACAAGAGGGGCAAAAGAUAGAACCGCAGGGCAGAUAAAGGAUAAAGGGAAAUAAGUGUUUCAGGCCCCAGGGAGUAGAGAUUAGUGGCAGGUUUCUGUAUUUUUGAUGGAUGUGCUUUAAGGACAAGUGUAUGUUCUGUGUAUCAUACCGUCCGGUGUGUGUGUGUGUGUGCGCGUGUGUCUGUGUUUCUCUGAUUACACGAGCGUUCAUCAUCACUGACACUUGUCUAGAUUUUGAGAAGGAUCGUUUAGAGCGCUAACGUGUGAUGAAUCCUUCAUGUAGAGGUUUCGUUUUGAGAAUAUCUGUGAAAUGUUUUUUUUUUCCACUUUAUCCGUAUCUUUUGUGAUCUCUUUCAGUGUACAGCGUGUCCUCGCUCUGUCCAUUGCUCAGAGACGUCCUCUUUCCCAUCUCAGUAUGUUCUAAUAAAUGGUUCAGUUUUUGUGGCCCUGAUUUGCUUUGCUGUUUUGGUUGUCUUGUUUGUUUGUUUGUUUUUUGGUGUCAUUUUUGUUUUUUUGUCCCUUAUGAAAUUGGUAAUUGCCCAAAUCCUUUUUCUAGACUUUAUGUGCAAACUUUAUUAAAAAAGCUUUAUUAAUAAAAAAAAAGAAUUAUUUUC